This is a messenger RNA of Trichoderma aggressivum f. europaeum, 1308 nucleotides long. RefSeq lists its product as uncharacterized. NCBI's taxonomy places the organism in Eukaryota, Fungi, Ascomycota, Sordariomycetes, Hypocreales, Hypocreaceae. The transcript has 3 exons. Bases 1 to 1308 code for a protein of 435 amino acids. The record is from RefSeq and is a predicted model, not a curated record. Gene Ontology annotation, biological process: regulation of G protein-coupled receptor signaling pathway.
AUGCACACUCUACCCACCACAACUCCAACGUCGCCAAUCACCAACCCGGUCCUCUUCGCGCCAGACUCGGCACUGCGACCGCUUGAUCUCGUGCUGAGCCCUGCCCUGGAGCCUGCUGGAGCCCUCUGGAUCCCCCCCCUGGCAGCUCGCAUGCUCGAUCUGCCUGCUGAAACCGCUUGUCGCAUCAAAAAAAGGGGGGCAAAAGAAUCUCGUUGUCUCACCCCCUUGCUGCUUCUGCUCCGCUCCUUCGAGAAACACGCGCUGUCCGAUAGCCAGUCAACCGUUCCCACACGCCCCUCCCUCGCUCACACGUCGUCGGCUCACUCGACAGGACUGGCCAAGUUCGUUUCUUCGCUGCCCGCUGGUUUGAGCUUGCAGAAUACAACAACGAUCCCCAUCUCCAUCUAUAUAACCACCCUCAGUCGCCCGCUCGUGCCCGAGCCUUUUUUGCCCAGCAUGACCACUGAAGCACAAGAAGAAUUCGACAAGCUUGUCGCCAACAAUACCCAUCGCGAGACCCUCCACCCUGAAGACCGUGACGACGCCGACUCCCACCACGGAUCUGACCUCUCGGAAGAGGAACAAUAUCGCAACGCCAGAAUCGAAGAAGCCAUGAGAAUGCCUACCGCCGCCGCCGAGCUCAGGCUCCCCCCCGCGUCGUUUGACAGCGGCCGUUCCACCGGUGUCAAGGGUGUCAUUGCCGAUGCCAGAAGCUAUGAAUCUGCCCGCAAGACGAAAUGGAGAAACCGAGCCAUGUCCGUUCGCAAGAGUGUCUUUGGCGCCCCCCGCUCAAGCGACAACAAGAGCGAGAGCGAGAGCGAAGAGGCCAUCUUUAGCGGUGGCGAUGACGACGAGGAAGAGUUCCUGAGCCAGUGGAGAGAGGCCCGGAGACAGGAGCUCGAGAAGGAAGCCGCCGGCCAAUCUAUUCGCACCCGGAGGACGAGCCCCAGCACGCGGAUAUACGGCCGCAUGGAUGAGGUGGACGCCUUGGGGUACCUAGAUGCCAUCGAAAAGGUCAACAGAGAUACCACUGUUGUUGUAUUUGUCUACGAUCACGAGAGCGAGGUCUCCUCAGCAAUCGAAUCAGUGCUGGUGCCGCUGGUCAAGUCCAACACGUCGGUUCAUUUCGUCAAGGUCCACUACGAGGAUAUUGAGUUCGACAAUGCCGCGGUGCCUGCCAUUCUGGCCUACCGAAACCAGGGAGACCUGUUUGCCAACCUGACCGGCAUUAUCGAGAUGAUGCCCGAUGACGAGCACUUUGGCCCCGAGUCCCUGGAAAAGGUCCUCAAGAAGCACGGCGUGCUGUGA